Sphenostylis stenocarpa is the source of this 774-nucleotide messenger RNA. Lineage: Eukaryota; Viridiplantae; Streptophyta; Magnoliopsida; Fabales; Fabaceae. The record is from the annotation of a GenBank genome assembly.
AUGGAGGAGUCUCAGUACUUGUUGUGGUUCAAGAGAAAACAAAUCUUGAGGUCACAUAUUCAACAACCAUUUGGAGCUGGCAACAACAGCACCACCUCUUCAUGGGAGGAAAGGGCUUUUGCAGAAGAUGCUGCUAGGAUACUUGGUGGGUGCAUAUGGCCGCCAAGAUCUUACUCAUGUAAUUUCUGCAAAAGAGAGUUUAGGUCUGCUCAGGCUCUAGGGGGACACAUGAAUGUGCACAGGAGGGACAGGGCUAGACUCAAACAAAGCCUUAGUCACCAUAAUGAAGCCCUUCAACAUCUUAACAAAAAUGAUUGUUCAGUUGCAACAAGCAAAGUCUCAUCUUCUAAGCUCUCAACUAUAUCCACUCAAGAAAAUUGUUAUCAUCAGCCUACCAUGUCUCCUUACUCUUCUUCAACUAGUUGGGGACAUCAGCACAUGGGGUCUCCUGAUUCAGAACCAAAAGGGUCUGCAGUGAAUGGAAGGGAACAUUUUUUAAAAGGUUUGGGUUGUAAUGAUUAUGUUGAAACAAGUUUGUCCGUGGGACAAAGUUCAGUGUUUGGCCAAAAAUUACCAAUGGAAUCAUGUGGCGACGAAGCUAUCAGUUAUAAAAGAUCAAAGACUUCUAUGCCUCCUUUGCCUGUCUUCCACAAACCAUGUUCAAGUGAUAGACACCUAACUUUUCAGUCUGCAGAGUUUGUACUUGGACUCAAGCCUGGAAUGGAAGACUUAGAUCUUGAACUCAGGCUGGGGAAGCCACAGAAAGUUAUUUAG